Labeo rohita (rohu) is the source of this 3044-nucleotide messenger RNA. Its product is annotated as protein shisa-2. Lineage: Eukaryota; Metazoa; Chordata; Actinopteri; Cypriniformes; Cyprinidae. Bases 726 to 1610 code for a protein of 294 amino acids. The transcript is spliced from 2 exons. The record is from RefSeq and is a predicted model, not a curated record.
CGGGUGGGCAGCUACCCCCUGGAUGAAGGAGAAGUUGUCAGUGGGUCACUCUCAGUCUAUCAGUGCCAAAUCCUCACUAUGCACUGCUGGUGCAGCUUGAGAUAUUGACAGCUGACUGCUUGCACCUUUCGAAGUCAGUUGUUGCAGUUGAGUGCUCUUUUAAAUAUUAAUGAGCCAGACCUCCCAAAACUUUUACUGAAGUCGCAUGAUAUGGAUUAAUGUGGAAAAACUUCCUUGACUGCUUAGAACACAGUGAGGAAUCGAGCGUAUGGAUUACAAGUUGGUUGCUCUGUAUCUCAAGGGAAGACAUUUGAGAAGCGGCGGCAUGAAGAUCCGUUCAGAGUUGGAUUGAUGCAAAGUUCGUCUGAAGUCCCGGAGGUUUUUCUUAGGAAUAUGGGAUAUUCUGAAUUUGUGGUUUAUCAGUAUAAAACCUCAUUCCUUAUGGCUUUCAUGCGUUUUCAUAAGUGUCCUCUUUGCUUUCAAUCCGAGAAGCUACUGGAAGUCUUGUGACGCCUGGAGUAAACAGUGGAUACUUGUCUGGAGCAAUUCUGCUGGAUCUAUUGAAUUAACAUCGGAAUUUCUCUGCCCAAUGACAUUUCCAAAGUUGUUAGUUGGGUUCCUUUUUGCAGCGUCUCCUCAUUUUAUUACUUUAAUUUACCGAGUCAUUAACUUAACAGGUCUAGACCAGAACCGGAGGUAUUUUAGUCGCACAGGUUUGUGAGAGGAUGCGGGGAUGCAUUGGAUUCCCGAUGGCCGUCUCGGUGAUAUUGACACUUUUGACCAUCAUCAGCGUGAAGGCGAGUGGAGAAUACUGUCACGGUUUUCAUGACGGUCAGGGCGCAUGGAGAGACGGUUUUCAGUGCCCGGAGCGCUUCGACAGCGCCGAGGCCAUCAUCUGCUGCGGGAAAUGCGAGCUCAGAUACUGCUGCUCCAGCACAGAAGCUCGGCUGGACCAGGGCACAUGUGAUAACGACAAGCAGACACAAGACACCAACACUGGGAACAAGGACGACAAAAAUUCCGGGGCAGUACCCAUCUACGUGCCUUUCCUGAUCGUCGGCUCGGUCUUCGUGGCCUUCGUGCUGGUGGGCUCCGUUGUGGCCGUGUGCUGUUGCCGGUGUCUCCGUCCCAAACACGAGCCUUCAUCAGGCGGCGGCUCAGGAGGAGCAUCCAGCAGCGCCCGCGUCCUCGAGACGAUCCCUAUGAUGGCCAGCACAGGUACGUCGCGAGGCUCGUCCUCCCGCCAAUCGAGCACGGCCACCUCCUCCAGCUCUUCGGCUCCGCCAGCCGCUCCACGUCCCGCACCCGCCCCACUACUACGGGCCCAAGCCUCGUGCUGCCUGCCGCCGGACGCAAGCGUCUACGUAAACAUGCCUACCAACUUCUCAGUGCUAAACUGCCAGCAAGCCACUCAAAUUCUCCCUCAUCAAGGACAGUUUCUACAUCCUCAGUAUAUUGGAUUCGCUCACCCUGUUUCUCCAGCUCCUGCCUUCCUAGAUCCCACUCAAGCGGGCUAUCGCCCAUUGCAGUCUCCGUUCCCUCCGCCAACCAGCGUGGCUAGUGUGGCCAGUGUGACCGGGGAUCAAAAAUACCCUCCUAUCACCAUGUGAAUCCCAAUGGGACCAUCAUAGCAAUUGAAAUCACAAGUUUAGGGCACAAAAUUGAGAGUCAUCACAAAUGAGACUGUCAAACACAACGCUGUGAUAUAAAGGACACCGUGGUUAAAAAAUGACUGGAUGUGUGCCUUGAAAAGUGCUAACGGUACCGUUCUAAAAGAAGCGUGUGUCUGUGUACAUAUGCGAUGUAUAUUUGUGUUGUGUAACCAUGCAUGUGCGCUCUGUGCGUGACUGUAUAGGUGUGUUGGUUUAUAAGAUGCAGUAUGUGAAUAUGUGUGUGUGUAGUGCACUAUAUGUUGUGUGUAAUGGGAAUCACAGGUGCUGUAAUGUGAAAAACAGUCCUGGCUCCCUGUUGGAUGCUUAAAAUCUAAUGAAGUGAACACAGGACACAGACUGUGACGCUCCACCCUCUUGCCCACUGCAACACACGCACAUACAGUAGACACACACACACUUACACUUUCGCAUAUACACACUCACAUUCAGCAGAACCAAAGUCAUUUUCGCUUUGCCAAGGAACUGAAUCGAAAAUAUACAAAAAUAUAGGCCUGUGUUUGGGAAAGCGAUGUGCGAAGGUGUGUGUAGCUGAGAUCAGCGGUCUUCUGAAAGCACCAGAGUCAAUUACGCAGUAAAAACUGUCUGCCAACUGUUCCCCUUCACUAAGUGUCUGCCUUGUGAAAGGACUGUGUAUGUGUGCCACUUUUCUUCCCCUCUGUUAGCAUAAGGUACACUCGAGGAGCACCAAAAGGGUUCCAGGGCAUUUCAUUUGGAGUGGGUUUCUUUCAGCAGGCUCAAAGGCGGCAGUUUAGCGAGGAAAGAAAAGUCCCAGGCUCCUCCAGGAGAAGGCCAUCACCUUUUUGAACAACUGAAACUCCAGCAUUAGAUCUCAGACUGGCAGAAAAAUCACAAUGAAAUUAAACGCUGCCUCAUUGAAAAUCACCAGCCUGAGUUAUUUGGCUUUUAGAGUUGGAAGUUAAAAAGGUAGUUUAUUCCAAAAUGUCAUUUCAUGACGUGAGGAACACAAAAGAAGAUAUUUUUAAAAUGUCUGUUUUUUCCUCCGUGGAACACAAAAGAAUAUAUUUUAAAAUGUCUGUUUUUCUUUUUUUUUUUUUUUUUUUUUGCAGAACACAGAAGUAGUUAUUUUUAAAAUGUCUGUUUUUUUCUGUGGAACACAAAAGAAGAUAUUUAAAAAAAAUGUCUGGGUUUUUUUUUUAUCCAAUGCAAGUCAGUGUUGUUAUCUAAAUCUAGACUAUUAAAAAUCAGUUUUAUUAAUUGAAAUACAGCUGAAAUAAAAUAUAAAUAUUACAUAUAAACUUAGAAAUGUUGAAACUAAAAUGAAACUAAAAAUAAAUGAAAGCUAAACGGAAAUAUUUAAAUAAAAAUAAUAAUAAAAAUGACAAAAAUACAUAAAAUUGCUAAAACCUUAAC